Messenger RNA from Anguilla anguilla (European eel), 1744 nucleotides. Its product is annotated as prenylated Rab acceptor protein 1-like. Gene Ontology annotation, cellular component: Golgi apparatus. The record is from RefSeq and is a predicted model, not a curated record. The transcript is spliced from 6 exons. The coding region runs from base 222 to 794 and encodes 190 amino acids. Lineage: Eukaryota; Metazoa; Chordata; Actinopteri; Anguilliformes; Anguillidae.
ACGCCUAGUGACACGCACUUGAAUUUGCAGAGAAUGUAAAUGCACAUAAAACGGCUCUGUUUCAUCGACAUGCAUAUUGUAUCCAACUACCCUACAUCACAUCCGCUAAGUAACUUCGCUGGCUAUACUACCCGGAACAGAAAACGGCAUCGUUUGUGGAGUUGUGACAUCUAAGACUUUCCCAGUGAUUCGUGUACUGAGGAGGGGGUGAGAGGACAGCAAUGGCAGGGAAGGCUGCAGAUCCAUUCUCCAUAGAUGCUGGGGAGCAACCCGCCAUGAGUGUAGCUGGAAAACAUUGGUUGCCCAGAGGGUUGUCAGGAAGUGUGGCUAAGGAGUGGUUUGAGCGGCGUCGCAUGGCAAUACGGCCGUGGGCGGGGUUUGUCGACCAGCGCAGGUUCUCCAAGCCUCGCAACUUCGGAGAGCUCUGCCAGAGAGUGGUGCGCAACCUGGACACUUACCACAGCAACUACACCUUCAUCUUCCUGGGGCUCAUCCUCUACUGCAUCAUCAGCUCCCCCAUGCUGCUCCUAGCCCUGGCUGUGUUCGUAGGUGCAUUCUACAUCAUCCAUCUCAAGUCUUUGGAGUCCAAGCUGGUCCUGUUCGGGAGAGAGGUUACGGGAGUGCACCAGCUCUCGCUGGCCGGAGCCAUGUCCUCUCCCGUCUUCUGGUUGGCUGGAGCGGGAACAGCGGUCUUCUGGGUGCUGGGGGCUACUCUGGCUGUGAUUGGCUCCCAUGCUGCUUUCCGGGAGAUGGAUGGCGCAAUGGAGGAGGAGCUCAUGAUGGAGCCCGUCUAACCUUUGACCUGUUUGCCUUAACUUCUCAUACCACAGUAUAUUCCUUGUCUAUCUAAUAGUAUUAUUCAAUCAGUCAUACUCUGUUAAGUAAAAUGUAUCGAUUAGCUCAACACUCGACUGAAUGAUAUACAUACGGAAUGGCUCUCAUUGAUUAGUGCAGUACAGUACAGUACAGCCUGGCUUCCAUCCAUUACGUGGAAAAUACUAUGUAUUUUCUUGCAAAAUAUGAUAUGCCUCCCAGAACAUUUAUCGAUAAACUACAAGUGUGGAAGUGUAUAGUGCUUUUAACCCGACGUGGAAAAUCCAGGUUUAGAAAGCAAAAGUCCUUUAUGAUAUUUUGUUCCAAUCAACUGGAUUUGCUAAUUAGCAUGAUUCUUCAGCCAGGAGGCACAAAUAAUGAGUGAAAUCAGCUGGCUGAGUUCAUGUGUGGAAGAAAUGCAUUGGCAGGACUUUUACUUUCUGACCCCUGGAAUUUCGACCUCUGCUUUUAACAAAGGUACUGAGGUAUAAAUCACAUAGAGUCAACCAAACUGCAUUACACAUGAAAUGCAUACACAGAAUUGUAUAUUUCAGAUUUAUGCAACUGAAAUACUACCUAUCCCUUUGUACUGAGGGACAGAGGCAGACCGGUACAUGUUUAAAUAGAGUCUUUUCUGCUAUGUAUAAAUGAGUUUAUGUCUACCCCUGGCUUUGUCAGAAUUGGCUGUGCUUUAAGUAAUUAGAUGCCUUGAUCAACAAGGGCAUUAUGAACAGCUCGAUGUAGUCAGCAUGUUUCUUCAAUCAUUAUUUUUUAUGUUUGUUUUUUCUAUAUUGUUCUUUUUACACUAAAGUUCUUUCUAUUUAUAUUGGUUAUACUGGUAUGUAUUGUUGGCUGUUACAGUGUUUAAGUUCUGUAUGUUUUUAUAUUGACCAUAGGGAAGUGCAAUAAACAUGGUUGGCCUGUUAGCUUC